ACUUUCUCCUUCCUACAGAGUGAAAACCCUAGUUUCUCCACAUUCACUCGCCCCAAAAUGGCCGCCGCCGCUCGCCCUUUGGUCGCCGUUCAAGUUCUCGAAGGCGACAUGGCCACCGAUUCUUCUCCGACGGUGCCACUUCCCGAUGUCAUGAAAGCUUCUAUCCGUCCUGACAUCGUCAGCUUCGUCCACUCCAACAUUUCAAAGAACAGUCGCCAACCCUAUGCCGUAAGCAAGCGCGCAGGUCAUCAAACUUCCGCCGAGUCAUGGGGUACUGGACGAGCUGUUUCUCGUAUCCCUCGUGUUCCUGGUGGCGGUACUCACCGUGCUGGUCAAGGAGCUUUCGGAAACAUGUGUCGUGGAGGUCGUAUGUUUGCUCCGACGAAGAUCUGGCGCCGAUGGCACCGAAAGAUCAACGUGAAUCAGAAGAGGUACGCUGUUGUUUCUGCCAUUGCUGCUUCUGCCAUUCCUUCUUUGGUUUUGGCUCGUGGCCACCGGAUCGAGUCUGUUCCGGAAUUGCCGCUUGUGAUUAGCGACUCCGCCGAGGGAAUCGAGAAAACUUCUUCCGCGAUUAAGGUGUUGAAGCAGGUUGGUGCUUUGCCUGAUGCUGAGAAAGCGAAGGACAGUCAUGCCAUUCGUACUGGAAAGGGUAAGAUGAGGAACCGUCGUUACAUUUCACGAAAGGGUCCGUUGAUUGUUUAUGGUACUGAAGGUGCCAAGCUUGUCAAGGCCUUCCGUAACAUUCCGGGUAUCGAUAUUGUGAAUGUUGAGAGGUUGAAUCUUUUGAAGUUGGCUCCUGGAGGUCAUCUUGGAAGAUUUGUUAUCUGGACCAAAACUGCUUUUGAGAAGCUUGAUUCAAUUUAUGGGUCGUUUGAGAAGUCUUCUGAGAAGAAGAAGGGUUACGUUCUUCCAAGGUCGAAAAUGGUCAAUGCUGAUUUGGCUAGGAUCAUCAAUUCCGACGAGGUUCAAUCUGUUGUUAAACCCAUCAAGAAGGGUGUGAAGAGACCUUCAUUGAAGAAGAACCCCCUCAAGAACCUUAACGCUAUGUUGAAGCUUAACCCAUAUGCUAAGACUGCAAGGAGAAUGUCUUUAUUGGCUGAGGCACAGCGCGUUAAAGCUAAGAAGGAAAAGCUCGACAAGAAGAGGGGCAUUAUCCCGAAGGAGGACGCUGCAGCAGUAAAGGCAGCAGGCAAAGCAUGGUACCAGACAAUGAUUUCAGAUAGCGAUUACACCGAGUUUGAUAACUUCUCCAAGUGGCUUGGUGUCUCACAGUGAUUUCCUUUCUCUUUGAUAUUUUCAUAGACCUUAGUUUGUUAAUUAAAUUUUGUAUGCUGUUGUUGCUCCUUUUCUUGUUUUGUGUCAUGGAGGAAAUUAGGUUGAGGAAUAGUCAAUAUUAUACUGAUUGGGAUCAUGAGCUUGAGCUUGAGCGUUUCCUCGUUUCUUGCCUCCUUUCUUGUCUUGGUGGUGGAAGAGUAUUUACUUUUGGAAAUGAAAUUGAACAUCUCAAGAGCUUUAGGAAAAUCAGUUUAGUUUUUUUAUAUCAGUAAUUUGCACUGAGGUUUACACUUUCAAUAUUAUAUUUGAAUUUUGAACCCA
Messenger RNA from Cucumis sativus (cucumber), 1596 nucleotides. Its product is annotated as 60S ribosomal protein L4. The record is from RefSeq and is a predicted model, not a curated record. The coding region runs from base 58 to 1275 and encodes 405 amino acids. Lineage: Eukaryota; Viridiplantae; Streptophyta; Magnoliopsida; Cucurbitales; Cucurbitaceae. Gene Ontology annotation, biological process: translation. The transcript has 2 exons. Gene Ontology annotation, cellular component: cytosolic large ribosomal subunit; ribosome. Gene Ontology annotation, molecular function: structural constituent of ribosome; RNA binding.